This is a messenger RNA of Nelumbo nucifera (sacred lotus), 2695 nucleotides long. RefSeq names its product GATA transcription factor 26-like. Gene Ontology annotation, molecular function: sequence-specific DNA binding; zinc ion binding. NCBI's taxonomy places the organism in Eukaryota, Viridiplantae, Streptophyta, Magnoliopsida, Proteales, Nelumbonaceae. Gene Ontology annotation, biological process: regulation of DNA-templated transcription. The record is from RefSeq and is a predicted model, not a curated record.
UUCAAUAACAUCAAAAUAAAGCAAUGAAAGCUGAACAUUUACUCUUCUAUAUACAAUAGGAACAACAACAAGAAGUCAUAGAAACACCUUCCAUUUUACCUUCGUUUCUCCACCUUUAUUUUGAUUCCUUCGAGGGUUCUUUAUCUUCCAUUGGAUUGUACAGAUUCCGGGCUAAAAUCCCAUUUCAGCCUCCCUGUAUUUGGUUGAUUCUGCUAUUUUCUCUUUUUUUUUUGAGACUAUAAGGAAGAACCUGUUGUGUUUGUUGGGUUUUUGGUUUCCUUCUGAAAACUCUACCUGGGUUUUAGCAGAACAGACCUCCACACCCAGUAAAUUGAUUAAACGGGGUUGAAGAGAACAAACGAAAAUUAUUCCAUUUUUUUUUUCUUGAAUUUUCAUCAAGAAGAUCAGUGGGCUUCUUUUUCUCUUAUUUUUCCCUUUCUUUUCUUUAUUUUGAAUCUUUGUUUGGUAAUUAAGGAGCGAGAAAAGCAUGGGCAAGCAAGGGCCUUGCUAUCACUGUGGAGUUACAAGUACCCCUCUUUGGCGUAAUGGGCCACCAGAAAAGCCAAUUCUCUGUAACGCAUGUGGGUCUCGAUGGCGAACCAAGGGAACACUUGCAAACUAUACUCCACUACAUGCCAGGGUAGAGCCUGAUGAUUAUGACGAUUAUAGAGCUCCAAAAGUGAAGAGCAUACCCAUUAAGGCCAAAGAUGCAAAAUUUCACAAAAGAAGACAAAGUCACGACAAUAUGGUAGCUGAAAGGGAAGCCCCUGAAUGUGACCAAAACUUCCGGAAGGCUAUUGAAGAAGAUACAAGUAACAGAUCAAGUUCAGGAUCAGCCAUAUCUUACUCGGAGAGUUGUGCACAAUUUGGUGGCACAGAAGCAAGUGAUUUGACAGGUCCACCCCAAUCCACAGUGUGGGAUACACUUGUGCCAUCAAGGAAGAGGACUUGUGUCAGUCGCCCAAAGCCAUCUUCUGUUGAGAAGCUUACAAAAGAUUUAUGCUCGAUUUUACAUGAACAACAAUCAUCUUCUUAUUUCUCGGGAUCUUCAGAAGAGGACUUGCUUUUCGAAAGUGAGACUCCAAUGGUCUCUGUUGAGAUAGGACAUGGAAGUAUUCUCAUCAAGCACCCGAGUGCAGUUGCUCGAGAGGAAGAAUCUGAAGCCAGCUCUCUUUCAGUAGAUAACAAAUCAUGCCUAGUACAUGAGGGAUACUCGGGUUCUGCAUCUGUUCUUGUACAUAAUGGUAACAAGGGUGUAUAUUUUCCGAGUCUUGGCAAGGAGAAAUUGAAGAAGUCUACAGGACAAGACACACAACGAGAUCUGACUAAAAGGGAUAAGGAGCUCAUUGAAAAAUCACAGAUUCUGCGGCAUCACAAUUCACUACUUAGAUCCAUAAGUCUGGAAGAUGUCAUUGACUUCGAGGAGUUUGUGAAUCAUUUGACACAUGAAGACCAGAAGCAAUUGAUGAAAUUUCUACCUUCUAUAGAUACUGCCAGACUUCCUGACAGCCUUAAGAGCAUGUUUGAUAGCCCUCAGUUCAAAGAGAACUUGUCUUCCUUUCAGCAACUUCUUGCGGAAGGAGUCUUUGAUCUCUCUUUCCCUGGAGGGACCACUGAAGACUGUAAGACUCUGAAGCGGCUUGUGUUGGUCAAUUUGACAAAGUCCAAAUGGGUAGAACACUAUAAUCUGCUUAAGGAUGUGAAACGUAAAAAGGUUACAGAAGGGAAGGGGGCUGCAAUAGGAACUGGUGUCCUUGGGUCAAGUGAAUUAUCAACUGUCAAGAGAUCAUGUGGUGGACAAAAUCAAAACUUUCCAGAGCCUCAGAAUAUAAUGAGUCCCAAAAGAGUCAUGAAGGCCAGCUAUUUCACAAAGGAUAACAUUGAAAGUGAUGGGUCUUGCUUCAGUCCAAGUAGCCUAUUUGCUUUCCCUCCAGAUGGGAGUUCCUUCAUGUUUGACUCUUUCCAGUUUACUGAUGAUAGUUCCGACCAAGAUCUACUGCUGGAUGUGCCGUCCAAUGGAUCCUUCCCUCAGGCAGAACUACUACCCCCAUCUUCAAGUUUUGUCGUGCAACAGGCCAGCACUAGUAGUAGCACAGUAUUCCCCCAUCUUAUUCAUCCCUGAGUUUGUCCAUACAGAAUGGUUUUAUCCUUGAGUGGUUAUAUGGGCAUCACUCUUGGAAAGAAGGGAGUCUGCAGUAUGCAUGGUUUUACAUUCUGCAAUGCAAAAGAACUGUGUAAAUGAGGUUUGGUGUUUUUUUUAAUCACUUUUUUUCCCUAUCUUUCUUUUUCCCUUCCCUUUGCCAUAUUCAAAUAAUGCUGACAUGUUUGAGUAUUGGAAUAUUAAGGGAUGGAUGUGGAUGGCUUUUUUGUAUAGGCUGAGUCUGACAAAUGAUUGUAAUAUAUAGCUCAAACUGCAGAGGAGGUGGCCUUGUCUAGAGCUUUAUGGAGAGUUUUGCAUGUACUUAUUCUAGUUGCUGCUUGCCAAAUAAGCUUUGAAAUAGCUUAUAGUCAUCGAGUAUACCUUUGGUGCCGCAUGUGUUGGCACCUUUGCUUUUGUUAAAAUGACUUUGGAUGAAGGUCUUUGUGUGCUGAGGAGAUUAAUUGAGAAAGGGAAUGCAAGUAAUGCCUACUUAAAGUCUCCAUGACUGAUUUUUAGUGACCAGUAGCUAAGGAAUGUGACAAAUUUUGCAUGUUA